This is a messenger RNA of Juglans regia (Persian walnut), 1134 nucleotides long. RefSeq names its product GTP-binding protein YPTM2. Gene Ontology annotation, molecular function: GTP binding; GTPase activity. Lineage: Eukaryota; Viridiplantae; Streptophyta; Magnoliopsida; Fagales; Juglandaceae. The record is from RefSeq and is a predicted model, not a curated record. Bases 274 to 882 code for a protein of 202 amino acids. The transcript is spliced from 8 exons.
GGGCAAAAUUGCGUUCCCGUCGGUACGUCACCCAAAUUAUGAGAAUUUUCUGAACCCGACUUUCCGGGUCCUUAUAAAAGACGCUACCCGCUUGGCACAAGCCCCAACCCAACACCUGCUUCCCAUUUCCUCGAUUUCUCCUUCGCGUUUUCAAUCUCUCUUUCUCUCAGGCAAUUCAUAUUUGUUCCGGUCAGUUAUCGACGGGGAAAGCGUUUAAUUCCACCAUCUCUUCGAGAUUAUUGUGAUUUAGUAGAUCCCCAUCUCAACAUAGCCAUGAAUCCCGACUAUGACUAUUUGUUUAAGCUUUUGCUCAUUGGGGAUUCUGGUGUUGGCAAAUCUUGCCUGCUUCUGAGGUUUGCUGAUGAUUCAUACCUUGAUAGCUACAUCAGCACCAUUGGAGUUGACUUUAAAAUUCGCACUGUGGAACAAGAUGGGAAGACCAUUAAACUCCAAAUUUGGGACACUGCUGGUCAAGAACGUUUUAGGACAAUCACUAGCAGCUACUAUCGUGGUGCUCAUGGGAUUAUUGUUGUUUAUGAUGUCACAGAUCAGGAGAGCUUCAACAAUGUUAAGCAAUGGUUGAAUGAAAUUGACCGCUAUGCGAGUGAAAAUGUGAACAAGCUUCUAGUUGGCAACAAAUCUGACCUCACAGCAAAUAAAGUUGUGUCCUAUGAGACAGCCAAGGCAUUUGCGGAUGAAAUUGGGAUCCCUUUUAUGGAAACGAGUGCUAAAAAUUCGACCAAUGUGGAACAGGCUUUUAUGGCCAUGGCUGCUGAAAUCAAGAAUAGGAUGGCAAGCCAACCCAUGAACAAUGCCAGGCCUCCAACAGUGCAGAUUCGGGGACAGCCUGUCAACCAGAAGUCUGGUUGCUGCUCUUCUUGAAGGGGGAAGAUGUAUUAAAAGGGGGUUCAUGAUGUAUGUCUACCUACCUGUGUUUUCCUGUGGCAUGUAAAACAAAACUAGUAGUCCUCUUCUUAAAUACUUUGAUAUGAAGAAACAUUGUUAAUCUGCUUGUCAGUUGUUGUUCAGCACUUACAUAAAUUCCAUUCUUUUGAAUGUAUUUGAUUUUGAAAACGAUUGUACAAAUUAGGAAUUUAUAUCGGUGAAUAGCUGUACUUUCCUUCUUGUUCCAAA